AUGCAGUCAAAAAGUGUUAAGCUGCCAGAGAGCACUGAAUCAAUUGAAACGAUGGAAGACGGUGGCAUCAUCGAUCACGUUAAUAAGUGGAAGAGUAAACCUGUAACUGAACCUGAACACAAAGCAGCAAUGUUACCAGAACAAAUCGAAUCUAAAACUGUCACUGAUACUAAAUCCAGACUGCAUUGGGAACAACUGGAACCUGAAGUAACAGCCAACACCGAAACGCCUUUUACAAUACCUAAAAGACCUUUUGAGAACAAAAAACGUGUUUCAUCAAUAAUCAGUCUAGGAAAGUAUGUUAUUGAAAACGAAAAUGAAAUUCAAGCUGAAUUAGAGGACACAAAACCAACAACAUCAAAACCACCGGAUAAACAUGACAGACGGAAAAGCGUUUUAUUUGACCAUGAAAUAAACCAGUCAGAAGGACAAGACGAUACAAUGAAAAGCCAUCACAUUCAUUCCUUCAGUAGUCUGACAAUAUCCAAUGAUGACCAUAAUAGUCCAUCGAUCAAAAUAGAAAAACCAAUAUUAUCAUCAUUACAAAAAGCUAAAGACGUCUUUAUUUAUGACGAAAACGACCAAUCGUACGAUAGUGAUAUACAUGCAAAAACUGAAUUAAAUCCUUUUCUCAUAACUUCAGAGCAACAUUUGAACACAAAAACAGAAAGCACUGAUGACGAAAUUAGCACACCUGUUGAUAAAUUUGUUAAAUUAUUAAAUGACCGAGAUAAAACAAUAAAAACUAAUUUGGACGAAAAAAGUCAGAAAAUAGAGACGUCUCUUACUCGCUCAGAAGAAUAUCAAAAACCAACACAAGAAGAAAAAAAAUCACAAUAUGUCUCUCAGUUAAAUACACUGUAUAAAACUGACGGCCCUUUAACACAAGCAGAAAAAAAUUUGGCACGUGCAUUAAGUUCAGAUGAACGAGCCUAUGAUUCGCCAGAUACCGUUAUCAUUCAGGCGAACGAACGUACAACAGCAGCCAACGAAGUAAAUCAAAUAGUCGAAAUGGAACGAACAAAUAGUGAAACAGAUAUUGGUGAACAACAAGACCCUCCAAGCACUAAAAAACUAGCUUAUGCUCCAACAACUGCAGCUACCAAAUCAAAUCUAGUUCCAUUAGUUGAGCAUGCGUCUAUGUAUAAAUUACAAGAGACAGAUCUGGACGAUUAUAAUCAUUUUCAUGAAGAAAAUGUGAUCGAUGCUCUGCUAACGCUUCCUACUAUUACUCAAGAUGAUAGUGAUCUUGAUCAUCCAAAAACAAUAUUUAUUAGUCAAUAUAAUGAUCAAACAACACGUGAUUCUGUUAUUCCUUCAUCAUCAGAUCUAAAUUCAGCUGAAGAAAACAGCAGUAAAAUGUUAUAUAGAAUGCAAAGUCUAGCUAGAGACAGUUCUGAUAUGAAUAAGAAAAGUCAACCUGAAAAAGAUUUAGAUGAACAUGAACUCCUCAAGAGCAAAGAUGUAACAAGAGAACUGAUGAAAAUAGACUUGACUGGAACAUCCGCACUAAAAAGUUUGGAACAAACUAUAUUAAACGUAGUUCAUCAAGAUUUAAAUCAACAAAUUAGUGGCUUGAAUAAUGAUGAGAGUAGUGAAUCAACUCGAAAACGACCUGACAUAGAAAAUGAAUCAUUAACCACUAACACAGCACACAAAAAACGAUCUUAUAUAACGAAUGAAACAUUGAAAUCAAUGGUCAAAGAAUAUUCAACAUUACCAAUGACCGCUGACAAUCAGUCACAACAACCAUCCAAAAGCUCCAGGUCGAUCAAACGUUUCUCGUCUGGGUUUCUCAUGGAAAAAAAAUCGAGAACAACAUCAGCCCUUAAGUUAUAUUUUGCAAAACAAACCGAUAAAAAAUAUGUAUUAGUAACCAAUAGCACAGAAAUGACACCAGGCACACCAACAAUGAUUAGUGCUACAAUGAGAGGGCCGCUAAAACUAUCACUGGCAACAGAAAAAAAGUCUAAAGAGAUCAUCGAUACAACAACAAUGAUACCAUCAAGUAACAGUAAUAUGACAUUUUUGUGUUGUGGUGAAUUAACUGAGAUCAGAAAAGCCUUCGAUAAUUUGUUAAUCACUCCGCACAUGGUUUUUUUAACAACAGAGAACAAACCUAUUGUAGCGCGGGCAAGAGAAUAUAAAAGAAAAUCACAAUCAGCAUUUAUAUUAGCUGAGGUUUCCGAACGAAAACAAAGUCUCGAGCAACAAAAAAAACAGGAGCCUGGUACAGAGACAAACGUUUAUCAGAGUUCGCCAAAACAUGAGCAAAGGAUUAUCGGUGAAUCAGCAAAACUAUCGGUUGAUUCUCAACUAACUGAUGAUAUGGCAGAGAAAUUGAUCGAGAAGAAUGACAAACAAAAACCUUCGAUAACUACUGUUAAUGAUACGGACAGACAGGAAUAUCAUGAAAAGACGAAAGAAGAAAACAGAUCCUCUAUCGAUGAACGAAAAAGUGCACAAACAUUACAUAUUGAUGAAAAAGACGUAAUCAACGAAAAUCGCGACAAAAAUAAACAAAGCGUGAAAAAUUUAUCUUCUGAGGAUGACGAAAAUGAGCAGGCAGUACUUGCUGACUUGAAGAAAAUGAGAGAACAGAACGAGAACAGAGAAUCAAAACUGGAGCACAAACGUCCGAUAGAUGAUAGAAACAGAGAACCAAUAUUCUACUCUAAAGAAGGGACUACAGAGAAGCUACAAAAUCCAAGUAAACAGAUACCUGUUGAUGAUGUUUAUUGGGAAACGAAAAUGAAGAAUAAAUUGUCGACAAAGAUUACUUAUCAUGACAGAGAAGACUCCGCAACAAAGAGGGCUAAUAUGCACUCAAUAAGAGAAGAGCAAACAACUGAGAUCAGCGAACCAGAAAACAGUGUUGGUACGUUAAUCUCAAAACAAAAGUUUGACCAGUCUGAUGACACAGAAAGUAGAGCACAAUUUCUCACUGAGUCAAAUGCAAACAUUGUGAAAAAAGAUGAUCAUCAAUCUUCUAAAAUAUCUCUAAAUGUCAAUCGAUCUCCUAUGAAAUCUGAAACCAUUUCGUCUAAAGAAGAAUCUUACGAUGAUUAUUUUAAAAUUGGAAUGAGAAAGCCAUCAAGUCGUUCAUUAUCAGUGUCAGAAGACAUCGAAACACAAAAGAAUGAUCCAUUAGCCUUAGAUAAAUCAGAAGCUGCCAGAAAAGUCGCGUUCCAAAAAAAUCAAUCUGAUGUUGAACUCAAUCAGCCAGCUUCGUUAUCCGUGACAUAUAAAGAAAUAAAAAGAAUAGAAAAGGAUGUGUUGAUUGGGACAAAAGUAGAAAGGAAAAAAGAUUCAACUACAGAAGAUUAUCACUUAGAAAGACUGGCAACUCUUGAUAUGCUUCCUGCGACCACACCAAGAAAAACACGAGAUAAAGAUGAUUUUUCUAAUUUAACGGUUACAACUAGAUCAUCAUCGAAAGUUUCAGUUGAAGUUCAAAAAUCUGAACUUGAAUUAAUGUCUGAUUUCAUUUCUAUGCGCGUUUCUCAAUCGCAGUUUCGAUUUGAUCCGUCAUCAAAAUCUUCACUGUCCUCGUCCAUAAUUUCAUUAGGUACACAAACGAAAGGAGAAAAAGAAUCAGUUUAUUCGUCAUUGCAAAUAAAUUCGUUAGAGAUUGAAAAGAGCGACUCUACACAAACUCAUGAGAAGACUAUAAUGGAGAAAGAUAAAAAUCUCACAUCGACAUCCAGACUCUCUUUGGGAAAAAUUGAAAAAAAUGAUACAGAGUCAAGCAAAACUGCUCUCGUUCAAACAGGCACAACAGUCGUGUUUCCUGUAUAUCCAACUGAAUUAAUCCAUCAAAGAUCAAAGGAGAAAAACGGCGAUCUACCAGAUGUAGUUGAACAAACAAGAGGUGAGACAAAUUUAAUCACAACAAGGAUUUCAAAAAAUCGAGAAGCUUUGAAAACGAUUGAGAAAAUUACACCUAUAGAAUUAAUCGAUGCUUUUGUGUUGGAGCCAAUCAAGAUGACUGAAGAAGAAUACAUUGCAGAUAAUAUUGAGAAAUUACAAGAUUUAUUCAAUUCAAAUACAUACGAUGACAAAAGAAAAAAAGAUGACACAAAAACAUAUCCAAAAAUAUCUCAUAAGGUUAUUGCAUCGGAUUUUAAUGCGCUUCCAUCGGUGGAUGUGUAUACGAAAAAAUCUCGACUAAUCACCGAUAAAUCUAUAAAAAGUGAACAACAAUUCUUAGAGGCCAAAAAUAUGCCCAAGCUAUUUUCCGUUCAUAAUGCAUUGUACAAACAAUCUAAAAGAUUCCCGUCGAAAGAAAAAAAAGAAACAUCAUUAAAGUUACCAGCUGUUCUCUCAAACACUGAACAAGAUUUAUCAUUCGAUACUGUGAUAGAUUCAUUUGAUGAUCUUAAAAACCAUCAAGAAAGAGCGAAAGAAACAAGCUUAGAAAUAAUCCCCUACGGUCAAAUGCAACAAAUAUCGGGUGUUUCGGACACGUUAAGAAGUUUGUGGAUGCAUUUAAAUGAUGGUGAAAUGUUACUGAUGGCGGAAAAAAAUUCUCAAUGGCCAAAUAAAUACAAAUACGCCCAUCAUCUUAAAUAUGAAUCAAAAACACAGCGAAAGCACGUAUUGUCCAUUACAAAUGUCGGAAAAGAUAUUAUUAGUAGUCAAAAAUCGAAAAAUUUAUCACAAAAAUUACCAUAUAUGUACGGUAAAAUAUGUGAAAAACAACGAUUAGUUGAGGCGAAAGUUUAUGAUCAUCGUAAUCGAGGACAUCAAAAACAUUUUAUACAUUUACCAGUUAGUCAAGUCGAAAAAACUGAUUGUAGAUUAAUACAAAAAAAAUUUGGACGUGUUUGUCCAGGCUCGAUUAUUCAUUUACCAUCGAUUUAUGAUGAUAAAUGGACAAAAUAUUCGCCAACUAGUCAAUUUAUAAAACGUAAUUUCAGAAAUAAAAGAUUAAAGUCAAUCAAUAAAAGAAUAUUUGUAGAUUAUUCAUCAACACUCACCAAUCGUCUUUGCGCUACUCUUUCAUCAGAGAGUGAUAGAGAAUAUGUAUACGAGGAUCAAAAGGCAUUAGAUGCCAUGUUCGAAAGUAAUAAUCGUAGAUGUAAAUCUGGUGGUAUAUUUCAUCAGAAAUACAGUCUUCUACUAGAUGGUAGAAAUUUGAAAAAUCCAAGAGGAAAACAGUAUCCCAUUAUUCAAGAAGAAUUUUCAUUCAUGGAUAAUCCAGAAACAAGUACUCAAACGUGUAUUAUCGUUCAUGAUUGGGCAUUUCGUGGAUUAGUUGAAGAAGAACGAAAACGAAUAUUAAACAAUAAUAAUAUAAAAAUUGAAAAAAUAUCAUCAUCCAUAAAGAAAAAAUUAAUUAAAGAUAGUGAAAUAUAUUUAAAUGUAUGUAUCAAAAAAAGACCAUUAACAAAGUUUGAACAAGAUUUUUUACGAGAAGUUGAUAUUAUAACAAUAUCAGAUGAGAAGACAAUCAUCUUGCAUAUACCUCAUAUAACUAUAGACAAUCAAGUCUUUAUGAAAAAUCAACAAUAUACGUGCAAUCGAGCAUUUAAUGAAAAUAGUGAUACUAACACUGUAUAUCAAUCAACAUUGGCACCAUUACUUGAUGCUGCCGUUCAAUUAGGAAGCAUGAGUCUUUGUUUUAUAGUCGGUGGAAAAUAUUCUGGUAAAAAUUAUUUGUUACGAUCAUUAACUGAUCAUAUUUCAUUAGAUUUAAUUAAAUUAAUAGAUGAAUAUGAUAUAACAUGUAAAUUACUUGGUAUUUGCUAUAAUCGUGUUGCUGAUUUGUUACAUAAUUAUUUACCAUUACGUAUUUGGAAAGAUAAUUUGUUCGGUUGGCAAGUUUAUCCAUUAAAAGAAUUUAAAUUAUCACAUUCUCAUGAUAUUGACUAUUUGAAUUAUGAAAUGAAAAAACGUCGACGUUAUAUUCAUCAAUUGUUAUUGUUAAACUUUCGUAAUAGACAAGAUUCAAAAAUAAUUGGUUCAUUAUUAUUAGUAACAAUUGCCUCAUCACAAACAAUUUAUUCAAAAACAUUAUGUUCAUAUCGUAAAAAAUUUUUAAUUAAUUCAUUAAAUAAAACAAUGUUAAAUUUUAAACGUGCACUAUUAAAUAUUAAACAAAAUCAGUCAGUAUUUAAUAAUGAUUUAUUAACAAGAAUUAUUCAACCUUACAUAUUAAGUAAACAAUUAAAGGUGUGUUAUAUUGGUACAAUUCAUCCUGGUCAUCGACAUCGAAUUGAAACCAAAUCAACAUUAGAAUUUGCACAAACUUUGAAAUCUUGUUUGAAAAAAAUACAUAAAUAUCAUUGA
This is a messenger RNA of Didymodactylos carnosus, 6291 nucleotides long. The record is from the annotation of a GenBank genome assembly. NCBI's taxonomy places the organism in Eukaryota, Metazoa, Rotifera, Eurotatoria, Philodinida, Philodinidae.